GUCAAGCCUCAGGAGGCAGGAUGCUCUGGGGGCUGGUCCUGCUGGCCCUGUGGACGCGGCCCGGUGCUCCAGCUGGUGACCAGGAUGAAGACACUUUCUUCGACCUUUUCAGCAUUAGCAACAUCAACAGGAAGACCAUCGGUGCCAAGCAGUUCCGUGGGCCUGACCCCAGCGUGCCAGCUUACCGUUUUGUGCGGUUUGACUACAUCCCCCCAGUGAACGCAGAUGAUCUCGGCAAGAUCACCAAGCUCAUGCGGCAGAAGGAGGGCUUCUUCCUCACAGCCCAGCUGAGGCAGGACCGCAAGUCCAGGGGCACGCUGCUGGCUCUGGAGGGCCCUGGCACCUCCCACAGGCAAUUCGAGAUCGUCUCCAAUGGCCCAGCAGACACCCUGGACCUCACCUACUGGAUCGAUGGCACCCAGCACGUCAUCUCCCUGGAGGACGUGGGCCUGGCUGACUCCCAGUGGAAGAACAUCACCGUGCAGGUGUCAGGCGAGACCUUCGGCCUGUACGUGGGCUGUGACCUCAUCGACAGCUUCACUCUGGACGAGCCCUUCUAUGAGGAGCUCAAGACAGAAAAGAGCAGGAUGUACGUGGCCAAAGGCUCUGCCCGCGACAGUCACUUCAGGGGUUUGCUUCAGAAUAUCCACUUAGUUUUUGAAAAUUCUGUGGAAGAUAUUCUAAGCAAGAAAGGCUGUCAGCAAGGCCAGGGAGUUGAAAUCAACGCCAUCAGCGAGAACACAGAGACGCUGCACGUGGGCCCCCAUGUCACCACGGAGUACGUGGGCCAGCGCGUGGAGAAGAGGCCGGACGUGUGCGAGCACUCCUGCGAGGAGCUGGGCAACAUGAUCAGCGAGCUCUCGGGGCUGCAGCUCAUCGUCAGCCAGCUCCACGAGAACCUGAGGAAAGUGUCAAAUGACAACCAGUUUCUCUGGGAGCUCAUCGGUGGCCCUCCUAAGACAAGGAACAUGUCGGCUUGCUGGCAGGACGGCAGGUUCUUUGCAGAAAACGAGACCUGGGUGGUGGACAGCUGCACCACGUGCACCUGCAAGAAAUUUAAAACAGUUUGCCAUGAAAUCACCUGCCCGCCAGCGACGUGCGCCAACCCCUCCUUUGUUGAGGGCGAGUGCUGUCCCUUCUGCACUCACUCGGUGGACGGUGAGGAGGGCUGGUCUCCAUGGGCAGAGUGGACUGAGUGCUCUGUCUCCUGUGGUUCCGGGACCCAGCAGAGGGGCCGGUCAUGCGAUGUCACCAGCAACACAUGCUUGGGCCCCUCCAUCCAGACACGAGCGUGCAGCCUGGGCAAGUGUGACACCCGCAUCCGGCAGGACGGCGGCUGGAGCCACUGGUCACCUUGGUCUUCGUGCUCAGUGACCUGUGGAGUCGGCAACAUCACACGCAUCCGUCUGUGCAACUCCCCGGUCCCCCAGAUGGGAGGCAAGAACUGCAGAGGCAGCGGCCGGGAGACCAAAGCCUGCCAGGGCGCCCCAUGCCCAAUCGAUGGCCGCUGGAGCCCCUGGUCCCCGUGGUCCGCCUGCACGGUCACCUGCGCCGGAGGCAUCCGCGAGCGCACACGGGUCUGCAACAGUCCCGAGCCGCAGCACGGCGGGAAGGCGUGCGUGGGGGACGUGACCGAGCGGCAGAUGUGCAACCGGAGGAGCUGUCCCGUAGACGGCUGUCUGUCCAACCCCUGCUUCCCCGGGGCCGAGUGCAGCAGCUUCCCCGACGGGUCCUGGUCCUGCGGCUCCUGCCCGGAGGGCUUCCUGGGCAACGGCUACCGAGGCAGCCAGCCCCGCGGGGUCGGCCUGGAGGCCGCCAGGACGGACAAGCAGGUGUGUGAGCCCGAGAACCCCUGCAAGGACAAGACUCACAGCUGCCACAGGAACGCAGAGUGCAUCUACCUGGGCCACUUCAGCGACCCCAUGUACAAGUGCGAGUGCAAGACGGGCUACGCAGGCGACGGGCUCAUCUGCGGGGAGGACUCGGACCUGGACGGCUGGCCCAACAGCAACCUGGUGUGCGCCACCAACGCCACCUACCACUGCAUCAAGGAUAACUGCCCUCAUCUGCCUAACUCUGGGCAAGAAGACUUUGACAAGGAUGGAAUCGGAGACGCCUGUGAUGACGACGACGACAAUGACGGCGUCAGCGAUGAGAAGGACAACUGUCAGCUUCUUUUCAACCCCCGCCAAUCUGACUAUGACAAAGACGAGGUUGGGGAUCGCUGUGACAACUGCCCAUAUGUGCACAACCCUGCCCAGAUCGACACGGACAACAACGGAGAGGGGGACGCCUGCUCUGUGGACAUCGAUGGAGAUGAUGUCUUCAAUGAAAGAGACAACUGUCCCUACGUCUACAACACGGACCAGAGAGACACGGAUGGUGACGGCGUGGGGGACCACUGUGACAACUGUCCCCUGGUGCACAACCCUGACCAGACUGACAUGGACAACGACCUUGUCGGGGACCAGUGUGACAACAAUGAGGACAUAGAUGAUGAUGGCCACCAGAACAACCAGGACAACUGCCCCUACAUCUCCAAUGCCAACCAGGCUGACCAUGACCAUGAUGGCAAGGGGGAUGCCUGUGACCCUGAUGAUGACAAUGACGGUGUCCCUGAUGACAGGGACAACUGCCGGCUCGUGUUCAACCCAGACCAGGAGGACUCAGAUGGUGACGGGCGGGGCGAUGUUUGUAAAGACGACUUUGACAACGACAGUGUCCCGGACAUUGACGAUGUGUGUCCCGAGAACAAUGCUAUCAGCGAGACUGACUUCAGGAACUUCCAGAUGGUCCCCUUGGAUCCCAAGGGGACCACGCAGAUCGACCCGAACUGGGUCAUUCGCCAUCAAGGCAAGGAGCUGGUCCAGACGGCGAACUCGGACCCUGGCAUUGCCGUAGGUUUUGAUGAGUUUGGGUCUGUGGACUUCAGUGGCACAUUCUACGUCAACACUGACCGGGACGACGACUACGCUGGCUUUGUGUUUGGCUACCAGUCGAGCAGCCGCUUCUAUGUGGUGAUGUGGAAGCAGGUGACUCAGACCUACUGGGAAGACCAGCCCACCCGGGCCUACGGCUACUCCGGAGUGUCCUUGAAGGUGGUCAACUCCACCACGGGCACUGGCGAGCACCUGAGGAACGCGCUGUGGCACACCGGGAACACCGAGGGCCAGGUGCGCACGUUGUGGCACGACCCCAAAAAUAUUGGCUGGAAAGACUACACUGCCUACAGGUGGCAUCUGACACACAGGCCUAAGACGGGCUACAUCAGAGUCUUAGUGCAUGAAGGAAAACAGGUCAUGGCGGACUCAGGACCAAUCUACGACCAAACCUACUCUGGCGGGCGACUGGGUCUGUUUGUCUUCUCUCAAGAAAUGGUCUAUUUCUCGGACCUCAAGUACGAAUGCAGAGAUGUCUAAGCAAGAUUUUCUGCCUUUCCACCAAUGCCUGGCUCAUGCCGUGUUACCCAGGCACCUCAGUUCACCCCGGUCCUUGCAGCCUCACUGUGCAGCCCUCCUGCCUCUUGACCUUAACUCUGAUGGUUCUUCUCUUCCUGCCAUCAGCCCCAAGCCCAAGUGCCUUCAGCGGAUAAAUAUUAAUGGGACCCAAAGAUGAAUACCAACCACUACAGGAAAACAUUUGGUGACACAUGAGACUUCAUGUGGAGUGAGAGUUGGGCGUGGCAUUACGUUGCUUUUUCUCAUUUGUUUAAAAAGAAUGACGUUUACAUAUAAAAUGUAAUUACUUGUAUUUAUGUGUAUAUGGAGUUGAAGGGCAUACUGUGCAUAAGCCAUUGCCAUAAAUUAAGCACGAAAACGUUGCUAAACUACUUAACGGUGCCUAAAGUCUUCACUGUUCUUGGAUUAGAACUGUUCUGCAAUCACACGCAAAUCCUGUUAGGUCACUUAUAAAGAAGGGUCAACCCAAGUCUGAAGUAAUGCCAUAGGAGGGAGGAGGGUAGAAGUUAAUACUCUUGCGAGACUGUGGCCCGAUGUCAAAUGAUGUAAGAUAUCAAUUAACCCAUUGGAACAUAGACCAUAAUUACAAGAUAAACAAAUACCUUGUCCUCCAUUCUCCUCUGUCCUACAGUGAAAGCCGUCAUAUUUGGUAGAGAUGUAGUUUUAUCAAAGAAGGAAUAUCCUUGCAAAAUGGAUCCAGUGUGGUUCCAGAUGUGGACUUGGCGGAGCCGCGUGUGAGUGAAAGUUUAACAGGCUGAGUGGCUUUGCAUAAGCUGGCCGCUCCCGUGGCUGUAGCUUUCAGAGAGCUCCCAGCCAGCUGUCGUCUGAGUUUGCAUUCUCAUCUCUGAUUUUUUUGUUGUGCUUGGUACCCAAUCUCUGCUACUGGAGCACAGACAGCAGGCAAAUUAGCAAAUGCACUUUGACAUCUAAUUUUUAUUCUAGGCUUUAGAAACUGUGGAAAAGUUGCUUUUACCUAAUUUGGUAACACACUUCAUUAAGGUUCCAGUUAUAAAUGUUUUGUUAAUAUUUAUUAAAUGAAUAUAGAAUUCAGCUCGAUUCAUCAUAACUUAUUUUAAAUAUACCAAGUGACAUAUGAAGUAUAAUUUUUAGAAAUGAACAUAUAACAAGUAUAGAAUAAUAUAAAGAUACAGUUACAGCAACAUGUCUGCCUGUCAGAAUACAAGGUUUUAUGGUAUUCUGUUGUCAUGAUAAAGCAUGCUGUAAAUGGAAUAGGACUAAUAAAUAAUAAUGAAGAGUUUAUAAUGGAACCUUCAUAUAUACCAUUGCCAGUGAUUUUAGUUCAACAUUUUUUACUCUUAUCUAUCUGCUGUAUAUAGGAUUUUCUUUUUUUUUUUAUUUCAGUGCUGGAGAAAAAUCAGCAUUUAGUCUUGCCAGACACACCCAAUAGCCAGUCACACAGUAAUAUACACAAGUUUGAUUUACUUUUUGCUUGAAGUUGCAUGAUCUUUCUGCAGGAAACAGUUCAUCCCAAUCCACAUAAGGGUUUUAAUGAGAGAAGUUUGUGUUGUCUGUCUGAUAUGGGGCAAAUCUUUCUCCCCUUUCUAUUAAGAGUGAUCACAUUUCUGCGGCAAAUAGAAAGGAUCCAUAACUUUUGACUUAAUUUACACAUUUCAUUUUGAUAAAAUUAUUUUGGUUGCUUCCUUUGAGGUUGAUUUUCUUUUUCUUUUGUUUUGCUGCACUUUCUGCUUUCUUUAUGGAACUGUAUUCCCAAGACCAAUGAAGGGUUGGGAGACUUCAUUAAAUGUAACAAUUGUAAAGAGCGUGCAGGUUUUCUGUUCUGGUGUUGUUUGGUCAGGCAACACAAUGGUGUGGGGAUUACGAUGUGAAUAUUUAGAAUGUACUAUAUUUCUUGUAAAUUAUUUAUGUUUUUUUAAACAAACUUCUCGUAUAGGUUGAUAAAACUUCAUUUGUUUUGCCAAAGACUGUAAAUACUUAUUUAUUUGUUUACGUGGUCAGAAUUUCUCCACUGAAACCCUGCAUUUAGCUAGAGCAUCAUUUUUAUACUUUAAAGAUUAAUAACAGGAAAUAAAUGGUAAAAAGGUUUUCUAUAAA
This is a messenger RNA of Galeopterus variegatus (Sunda flying lemur), 5531 nucleotides long. RefSeq names its product thrombospondin 2 (gene THBS2). The coding region runs from base 21 to 3419 and encodes 1132 amino acids. Gene Ontology annotation, molecular function: protein binding; calcium ion binding. Gene Ontology annotation, biological process: negative regulation of angiogenesis; cell adhesion. Lineage: Eukaryota; Metazoa; Chordata; Mammalia; Dermoptera; Cynocephalidae. The record is from RefSeq and is a predicted model, not a curated record. The transcript has 22 exons. Gene Ontology annotation, cellular component: extracellular region.